UAAGUGGAAGAGAUAUCAUGUCAAUUUGGCGAGGAGAGUUUGAAGAGAACUUUGAUUAAGUAAAAACUCUUGAAUUGAUUAAGGAUGAACGUGCAUAUAUUCCAAUUCAUAUCCUUCUAAAAUUUAUCAAUCUUAAAAGACUCAAAUUAAAAGUGAGUUCAUACAAAGAGAUAUUCUCAUAUGAAGAAGGUGAGGAACAUGUUGGAGCACUUGCACAAUUAAAAUUUCUAAAAUUGUAGGGACUUUUUAAUUUAAAGUGCAUUUGGAAACAAGACUUUCAAUUCAAAUCAAUUCUUCAAAAUCUUCAUGAUUUAACUGUAGCAUAUUGUCACAAUUUGAAGACUUUGUUGCCGCCUUCAUCAUCUUUUGAAAAUCUAACAACUUUGAAGGUAUCUUAUUGUAACGGAAUGCAAAACUUACUUGUAUCCUCAAUAGCCAAACGUCUAGUGUGCUUAGAAAACUUGAAAUUAAGAGGAUGUGAAAUGAUGAUAGAAGUAUUAGCAAAUGAAGAAGAUAUAGAGGAAGAUGAAAUUGUUUUUGAGAAACUAAAGGAAUUGACCUUGGCUAAAUUAAAAAGUCUCACAUGCUUCUAUCAUGGGAAGUACGCCUUAAAUUUCCCAUCCUUGGAAUCAUUAAAUGUGUAUGGAUGUUUUAAGAUGAAGACUUUCUCUGGAGAAGGCUUAGACAUGCCAAGAUUACAGAAGGUGAACAUGAAAGUUUGCACAAAUGACCUUAGUUCAGUCAUACAACAAUUACAAAAUGAUUGUUCAGAGUUCUGUGAUAGAAUGAGAAAAGAAUUUUUUGAAGAAUGGAAGUUAAAUGGUUAGUCAUAUUUCUUCUUAAGCUUAUUUCAAAAGAAUAUAUACAUUACCUUCAUAAAUUCAAUUGAUUUAGAAAGUAAGAAUGAUUAUUUCCAACCAAAACGUUCCUGAAUUGAUAAUUUUCCAUUUUUUAAGUUUGAAAAUUUAAUUUCUCAAAUGGAUACCUCUUCCUUCAAAUGCAACAGCUCCUAAAGCUUUCUUUUGAUCCCACCAACACAGGACCCUACUUCAGUGUCUCCCAUGUUCGAAUUCUCAAAUAUGGCAGCUUCCUUUCAUUUACUAAUUUUGCACUUGUUUAAUUUACAUUGUUUCCACACUAACAGAAGUUUCAUGUCACUGUGGAGGAUUCUUUAGACUGGGAUAUAGACCACCUAUUGUCAGCAUGAGAACAGGACUGAAGCUCGACGACGAGCAUGGAAGAUGAAGAGGAAAGCAGUAAUGUUUGAAGGGUUGUCAAAUGAUCAAUUGAUGAUGGCAACAACAGUUGAAGUUUGUCAAAGAAAGUUUCAGGCAAAACCAUACAUUAAACCCCGUCAUAACUUCACCCUUUCUCUCUUUUUUCUUUCUUUAUUUAACUCAUA
Molecule: messenger RNA, 1402 nt
Organism: Mangifera indica (mango)
Lineage: Eukaryota; Viridiplantae; Streptophyta; Magnoliopsida; Sapindales; Anacardiaceae
Exons: 2
Coding region: 408-827 (139 amino acids)
Source: RefSeq, a predicted model, not a curated record